UGCCAAAUGGACAACCUCGGAAAGUUGAAAAAAUAGAAGCGUGUGUGCCACCACCUGUUGUGUCGGACGCCGUCGUCGUCUACGCCAGCUACGCCUUCGCCGACCGCGACAACGUGGCGCGCAUUCUGAACGAAAUGAAGCGGAAGCGGCCUGUCAUAAAGGUCGAGACGUCGCUGUCACGCCCAAGUCUCAAAGACAAGAUCGACGCCAUCAAGUGUGCCGACCUGCUGGUGUUGUUCCUCAGCAAAGCCUUCUACAACAGCCAUGAGAUGACCACUGAGUACGCCUGCAUCAUGGGAGAGCCUGGAGUUCGUGUGAUUUUGUGCAUCACCGGGCCGGACAGCUGGCCGCCCAGCGACCUCUUCAGUGAGGUGGCCGGCGAGCUGAGUAAAGUCCCGCGCGUGACCCUCAAGCGAGAUGCGGGGGGCGUGGCCAGCACGGAGCCCCUGGAGAAGCACGUGGACCGCGUUGUGAGGGAGAAACAGGCGAGUGUGGAGUAGACAGACUCAGCAAGUGCUCACCAGCUCGUGAGGCUGCGAGCGCACGCGCUUCUCUUGUGCAUAGAAUACUGAGCAACAGACGACUUGAUUCUCUCUCUUGCUUCUGUCGCUUGCUCGCUGGCUAGGUGCUAAUGGCUUUUCCUUGUCCCCAUGAUUGGGGUUUCAACAGCAAUAAUGUUAGUUAAAUGUGGCAGUUUUAAAUACAUAUAUAAAUGACGGUUAAUGGCAAUUUUAAAGUUCAAUGCCCAUGCUAAAUAAAGUCUUAUUUUGACAUAGUCA
This is a messenger RNA of Pomacea canaliculata, 779 nucleotides long. RefSeq lists its product as uncharacterized. The record is from RefSeq and is a predicted model, not a curated record. Bases 135 to 500 code for a protein of 121 amino acids. Lineage: Eukaryota; Metazoa; Mollusca; Gastropoda; Architaenioglossa; Ampullariidae. The transcript has 4 exons.